Molecule: messenger RNA, 2156 nt
Organism: Punica granatum (pomegranate)
Lineage: Eukaryota; Viridiplantae; Streptophyta; Magnoliopsida; Myrtales; Lythraceae
Source: RefSeq, a predicted model, not a curated record
AAUAUUCAGAGAGAGCUCAAAACUCUCGACUCCCUCCCUCCCUCCCGCCGGAAACACUAACAGCCACCACCACCACAUGGCUCCCCGCUACCUCCCGCUCUCCCUCCUUUUCAUCCUCUCCCUCCUCGUUAUCGCUCAUGCAAGGCUAAGCCUUGACCGGUCCGAUCUCGAGGCCCUCAGGACCAUCCAGAAGGACUUGGGCAUUGAAAUCAACCGGUUCGCAUCGCCCUGUGGCGUGCCCGGGAUAAUCUGCGAGAGGCGGCUCUCCGACAACGGGACCAAUUAUAUCCUGAGAAUCACGAGACUCGUCUUCAAGUCGCAGGAGCUUGAGGGGUCCAUCUCGCCGGCAAUCGGUCGGCUGUCCGAGCUCAAGGAGCUCUCCCUGCCCACCAACCACCUCGUUGACCAACUCCCUUCCCAUAUCCUCAAAUGCAAGAAACUAGAGAUCCUCAACCUCAAGAACAACCGGCUGUCCGGGAAGAUCCCGAACGAACUGUCCUCCCCCUCGAGGCUGCGUGUACUUGACCUCGAGUCUAAUAAAUUCUCAGGGGACCUGAGCUUCCUCAAGUACUUCCCAAAUUUGGAGAGGCUCUCUUUGGCGGACAAUCUCUUCUCCGGUAAGAUUCCCGCUUCUCUCCGUUCGUUCCGGAACCUCCAGUUCCUUAACCUUUCGGGGAACAACCUUCUCGAGGGUCGGAUUCCAUCUUUGAAGCAACUUGAGCAGUCCGAUUAUAACGGCAACCCAAAGCGUUACGUUCUUGCGGAGAAUUCGGCUCCAACAUCGAGCCCGAGAAGAAACUCAUCGGCCUCCAUCUCUCCAUCUACUGCUCCUGCUCAUGCUCCUGCAUCAAUAGCAGGAAGCAGACACAAACACAAGAACACCAAGAAGAAGGUAGCAGGUUGGAUAGUCGGGUUCUCAGGAGGAGCGAUUGCGGGAACCAUCUCAGGGUUCGUCUUCUCCCUGAUGUUUAAGCUGACCUUGGCAGUGAUAAGAGGCGGCGGGAAAGGAGGGCCCAUGAUCUUCAGCCCGCUCAUCAAGAAAAAGGAGGACUUGGCCUUCCUGGAGAAGGAAGAUGGGUUAGCUACCCUUGAGAUCAUCGGGAAGGGUGGCUGUGGAGAAGUCUACAAGGCUGAGCUACCGGGAAGCAACGGGAAGAUGAUAGCUAUAAAGAAGAUCGUUCAACCCCCGAAGGAUGCUGUCGAGUUAGCAGAAGAAGAGAGCAAGGCCCUCCACAGGAAGAUGCGCCAAAUCAGAUCGGAGAUACAGACCGUGGGAAAAAUCCGACACCGGAAUAUACUUCCUUUGUUGGCACAUGUCCCCCGACCUGAUUGCCACUACUUGGUAUACGAGUUCAUGAAGAACGGGAGCUUGGGGGAUGUAUUAGCGAGAGUCUCCGAAGGGACCUAUGAGUUGGACUGGCUCGCGAGGCACAAGAUCGCCCUCGGAGUGGCUUCUGGGCUUGAAUACCUCCACAAGAACCAGAGCCCAAGGAUCAUUCACCGGGACCUCAAGCCUGAGAACGUCCUUCUUGACGACGACAUGGAGGCCCGAAUAGCUGAUUUUGGGCUUGCCAAGGCAAUUCCUGACGCCCACACCCAUAUGACCACCUCCAAUGUGGUCGGGACUUUGGGUUAUAUCGCACCUGAAUUCCACCAAACUGUGAAGUUCACAGAGAAGAGCGACAUAUACAGCUUUGGGGUGGUACUUGCUGUCCUUGUGAUGGGAAAGCUGCCAUCCGAUAAUUUCUUCCAGAACACCGAGGAGAUGAGCUUGGUCAAGUGGCUGCGGAAUGUGAUGACCUCAGAGACUCCCCACCGUGCAAUCGACCCAAAGCUUAUGGGCAACGGGUUCGAAGAGCAGAUGCUGCUCGUUCUGAAGAUCGCAUACUUCUGCACUCUCGAUGAUGCGAAGCAAAGGCCCGAGAGUAAGGACGUAAGAUGCAUGCUGUCCCAGAUCAAGCACUGACGCCAUGCUAUAGAUGAGAGUGCUCAGUGCAUAUAAUUUUAUAUCGCCGGUGGAAUUUGUCUUCUCAAUUACAUGAACUAAGCAUGUAAGAUAUAAUCUUUUUCCUUCAGCGUUUAAGAUGUACUACUGCUACCUGUCAAAAGAACCUGACGUAUGAUAUAAUAGCCUCUUUCUGAUUGUUGUUGCUACA